Messenger RNA from Microtus oregoni (creeping vole), 1436 nucleotides. RefSeq names its product RAB39A, member RAS oncogene family (gene Rab39a). Gene Ontology annotation, molecular function: GTP binding; GTPase activity. Bases 25 to 678 code for a protein of 217 amino acids. Gene Ontology annotation, cellular component: Golgi membrane. The record is from RefSeq and is a predicted model, not a curated record. Lineage: Eukaryota; Metazoa; Chordata; Mammalia; Rodentia; Cricetidae. Gene Ontology annotation, biological process: Rab protein signal transduction. The transcript has 2 exons.
CCUGAGCGCGUGGAGCACCAAGCGAUGGAGACUAUCUGGAUCUACCAGUUCCGCCUCAUCGUGAUCGGGGACUCCACAGUGGGCAAGUCGUGCCUCCUGCACCGCUUCACCCAGGGCCGCUUCCCAGGGCUGCGCUCCCCUGCCUGCGACCCCACGGUUGGCGUCGACUUCUUCUCGCGCCUACUGGAAAUUGAGCCCGGCAAGAGGAUCAAGCUGCAGCUCUGGGACACGGCGGGGCAGGAGCGCUUCAGAUCAAUAACUCGAUCCUAUUAUCGCAACUCAGUUGGUGGAUUUUUAGUAUUUGACAUUACUAACCGACGGUCUUUUGAACAUGUGAAAGAUUGGCUGGAAGAAGCGAAAAUGCACGUACAGCCUUUUCAUAUUAUAUUUCUCCUGGUGGGACACAAAUGUGAUUUAGCAUCACAACGUCAGGUGUCAAGGGAAGAAGCCGAGAAACUAUCGACAGACUGUGGGAUGAAAUAUAUAGAAACCUCAGCAAAAGAUGCUACAAAUGUUGAGGAGUCCUUCACAAUCUUGACAAGAGACAUAUAUGAACUUAUUAAGAAGGGAGAGAUUUGUAUUCAGGAUGGCUGGGAAGGGGUUAAAAGUGGUUUUGUUCCAAAUACUGUGCAUUCUUCUGAGGAGGCAGUUAAGCCCAGGAGAGAGUGCUUCUGCUGACUGCAACAUGCCAAAGAACUGUCGUAUACAGGCCAAGACGCUUCUGGAUACAUGUCCACAUUUACAGCAGAACAUCACAAAGCAUCCAGACCCACGGUAGCAUCGUGAGCUGCUGGCUACAGCGCUCUCUGCUCACCAGCUACACCGACAGAUAGGAGGGAAAGCAGACAGCCUUCUUUCUGAAACCAGUGUCUACAGAAUUACACCCACUCUCACUUUCUUAGCAUAUAGCUGACUUUAGUGUCCAGAUGUGUCAGUAUUAUUCAUCUUUCUUGACAAUUGAAAUUGGAUUUUUUUGUAUACACGUAGUCUGUCUGAAAAUAAAUGUGUCAGGAUUAUAUUCUCCUCAGUCAAUUAGUAUUAAAUAUAAAGUGCACUUGAAGGGCCGACGAGAUGACUCAAUGGAUAAAGAAGCUUGCCACCAAAUCUGCAGACCUGAGUCUGAUCUCUGGAACCCCUGUGGUGGAAAGAAAGAACCCAUUUCACUUGAAAUUGUCCCCUGGCCUCAACACGCACACCACCAUACAUGUGCUCACACAAAUACACACGAGUGUGUGCAGCAACAUACACCAAAUAAUAUGAAAGAUGCAUAAGGUACAUCCUGCAGGCUGGGGCCAUAGCUCAGUGCUAGAAUGUUUCCUUAGUUUCUGAAAACCUAGAUCCAAUCCCAGCAUCAAAACUGGAGGGGGGCCUGGCUGUGGUGGCUCUCGCCUUUAAUCCCAGCACUCAGGAGGCAGAGGCAGGAAGAUCUCUGUGAG